ACACAUCAUCAAUUACUUCCAAGAGUAAAAGUUAACCACACCACUUUUUUUUUAAUCUCAAUGUCAUCUUAUAUUGCAGUCAGCAGAAAUUGAAGAAAACUUGAAUCUGUUUCAACCAAGCAAGAGAGAUGGGUGGCAGAGUGGCUUCUUGUCUAAUCUUGCUUCUUCUAUUCCUUGUUAUGUUUGAUGAAGCCUCAGCUGAGGUUGGUGAAAAGAGCAAGCAAAUGGAGGCUGAAUCUGCAGAUAAUGGUGUCAUAAAAAUGGUGACCAAAAUGGCAUACAAUUCCCAAGAACUGAACUCCAUGGCUGACCAACAACAUCAUGCUGAUGAUUCUUCAUCAUCCCAUAUGGAGCACAUGAACGACCCUGCACAGAUUUUCUUCACCAUAAAUGACCUGAAAUUAGGCAAAAAACUGCCUCUCUACUUAGCCCCAAAAGACCCUUCAACCUCUCCUCCCAUGGUGGCCAAAGAAAUUGCUGAUUCAAUCCCUUUCUCGCUCGAACAACUCCCUGAAAUCCUUAGAUUCUUCUCUUUCUCCCCAGGCUCCCGCCAAGCCCGAGCCGUGGAAACUACACUCCAUCAAUGCGAACACAAACGCGUCGAAGGAGAGACCAAGUUCUGCAGUACCUCCAUGGAAUCCAUGGCGGAUUUCGCCCGCUUAGCGUUAGGCUUGGCCUCCAAGUCCUCUCUCAAACAUUUGGUAACAACCCAUCUCACCAAACCCCGUCCCCCUUAUCUCCAAAACUACACUCUCCUCCAAAUGCCGAACGCAGUGACCAAGUUCUUGGCUUGCCACUUAAUGACGUAUCCCUAUGCGGUUCACUAUUGUCAUUACCUACACGGUGGCGACAAGGCGCUGCAAAUUCUAUUGGAAGGCGAUAACGGAAAUGUGGUAAUGGCUGCAGCCGUUUGCCACAUGGAUACGUCGGGUUGGACGCCGGACCAUGUGUCGUUUCGAGUGCUCAAAACCAAACCAGGGAUCGUCCCGAUCUGCCAUAUCUUCCCACCCAACGAUCUUAUAUUGAUUCCUAUGUGAAUCGUAAUCGUCCUGUAAUUAUGACAUUUCUAUCGUUAAAAGUGCACUUCUUUCCUCUAAGUUAGAGGUAGAUGGAGCUAUAAUCUCGCUUUUAGCAAGAUUGUAUUAUUAUUAUUACUACUACUAUUUUAUUAUUAUUA
Messenger RNA from Momordica charantia (bitter melon), 1177 nucleotides. RefSeq names its product BURP domain-containing protein BNM2A. The record is from RefSeq and is a predicted model, not a curated record. NCBI's taxonomy places the organism in Eukaryota, Viridiplantae, Streptophyta, Magnoliopsida, Cucurbitales, Cucurbitaceae.